GCCUGUUUCUGGAGGGUGCCAGGUGAUGUGUUGCCCACCCUUGCCCAGGCUUCCAAGAGUAUACCCUCCAAGAAACCACUGCAGAUGCAGCGAAUUUCAUGACCACACUACAAGGCCACUACUCCAAGCAGUUCAUGAAGGAGCUCAUGUGGUUCGUGGGACGGCUGGAAGUCCUUGGAAUGCCCUCGAGCCUGUGUGGCUCCAUUUGUUGGAAUUGCAAGGAGGGAGUUCUGUGUGCACCUUACAAAGCAACAUCCCCGGAGGACUUCCUUGAGAAAUGCCUCGUGGGAAUUUUCGACUGUGGACGCAACAGCUUCUUCGAGUGUUGCAAUUCCACGUCCAAGGCCACUGGUGCAGCGUCACAGGGUUGUCGACUAUGCCUCCCACAGGAUUUUCGUCAACCACCUGGUGGUCCCAAGACGUGUAGUUGCUUUGGCUCGGUGCAGCUUGGAAUCAGAGGCCUUUGGUCACAGCCUGUGAAAGGCUACCGUUCUGCAGGGUUACGCGGCUGUGCAAAAGGCACGACACAAGGUGUGGUGGGCUGCCUGGGUGGCAUUACGCUUGGUUGUUUGGACGUGACGCGCGAGACUUCUGCAAGCUUGCGCGACGCCGCAAGCCGCACAGACAGCGAUGCCCGCCUUCGUCCUCCUCGGCCUUUGUACGGCGUAGCGAGAGCCAUGCAACCCUUCGACCAAAGGGAUGCUGAGCUCAAGGCACAGUUGGUCUUGCUCGACCCCAGCUUGGCUUCCAUGUCGUUGUUGGAGUGCAAGAGGGACGAUGCGGGAGACCUUAUUGCAGCCGCAACUGAUGCACAUUUUCUCUACCUUUGCAAUGGAAAGCUUACAAAGGUGCGAUGGGAAGAUAUCGUCGAAGUCGAAGUGUCUGAAAAGGCAAUUUGCAUACAGCGCGCCACGGGCAAACUUUGCCUGGAAGAUGAUGAACAGCGGUGUCGCAUUGCUGCGCAGCUGCUGGGCGCCUGUCUAGGUGCUGAUCAAUGAGGGGCCAAAGAUGUACCCUGGUCAUCCCUGGUCUCAGAGCUUUCCUGUUUGAAGACUGCUCUGAAGCCGUGAAAAUAGCUCUUUCGAAGGCGCUUGUUUGUAUAGG
Molecule: messenger RNA, 1104 nt
Organism: Cladocopium goreaui
Lineage: Eukaryota; Dinophyceae; Suessiales; Symbiodiniaceae
Source: the annotation of a GenBank genome assembly